ACCAAGCUUGCUGGUGGAUGUGUGGUGCUGGUGUGUGACUGGGGCCGUCUAAUCAUGAACAGUUUUGGGGGCAACGUUGUCUUCUGUGUGCUUGCAGUAUGGGCUAAUAUGGACAUAUCGCUGGGACAGAUGGAUGAUACUGGAUUUCAAAAAUGCAAGGAUGCCUUGAAAGUCCCUGUCCUGGAAGUCUUACCUGGAGGAGGCUGGGAUAAUCUGCGGAAUGUGGACAUGGGACCCGUGAUGAACUUGACUUACACCAGCUGCAGGACCACCGAGGAUGGACAGUACAUCAUCCCUGAUGAAAUCUAUACUAUUCCCCAGAAACAGAGCAACCUGGAGAUGAAUUCAGAAAUCCUGGACUCCUGGAUGAAUUACCAGAGCAGCACCUCAGCCUCCAUCAACCUGGAGCUCUCCCUUUUUUCCAAAGUCAAUGGCAAGUUCUCCUCUGAGUUCCAGAGGACGAAGACUCUCCAAGUGAAGAACCAAGCUAUCAUGACCCGUGUUCAGGUAAGAAACCUGAUGUACACUGCCAAAAUCAACCCCACGUCGGCACUGAACUGGAGGUUUAAGAAGGAGCUCCUGGGCAUCUGCGACCGUCUGGAGAACAACCAGACUCGUAUGGCGACCUACUUGGCAGAGCUCCUGGUCCUCAAUUAUGGCACCCACGUGGUCACCAGCGUGGAUGCAGGGGCUGCACUCAUCCAGGAGGACUAUAUCAGGAGCUCCUUCCUGCAGGACAGCCAGAGCAGCCUCAGCGCCAUCACCACGUCCGCAGGAGUGACCUUCCAAAACAUCGUGAACUUCAAAAUUGAGGACAAGGUAGUCUUGCAGGACACCUUCACCAAGAACUACCUCUCCAACCGCACCAACUCCAGGGUGCAAAGCCUGGGCGGCGUUUCUUUCUACCCAGGCAUCACGCUCCAGGCUUGGCAGCAGGGCAUCACCAACCACCUGGUGGCCAUGGACCGCACAGGGCUGCCGUUGCAUUUCUUCAUCAGCCCCGACCUGCUGCCCAACCUGCCGGUGCCCCUGGUGAAGAAGCUAUCCAAGACUGUGGAAGGCGCCGUGAGGCGCUACUACGCCUUCAACACCUAUCCUGGCUGCACGGAUGUCAAUUCACCCAACUUCAAUUUUGAGGCAAACACUGAUGAUGGCUCUUGUGAGGGGAAGAUGACCAACUUCUCCUUUGGGGGUGUUUAUCAGGAAUGCACUCAAUUCUCCGGGAGCGAGGUAGUGCAGCUAUGCCAAACCUUGGAGCAGAAGAACCCGCUCACUGGCGCCUUCUCCUGCCCCUCUGGCUACUCCCCGGUCCGCCUGCUGUCGCAGACCCACGAGAUGGGCUACAACCACCUGGAGUGCCAGCGCAAGUGCACCCUCCGCAUCUUCUGCAAGACCGUGUGUGAAGACGUGUUCCGGGUGGCAAAGGCUGAAUUUAGGGCUUUCUGGUGCGUGGCCAAUGGCCAAGUACCCAACAACUCGGGGCUCCUUUUUGGGGGCCUCUUUAGCGAGAAGAGCAUAAACCCUCUGACAAAUUCCCAGUCGUGUCCAGCUGGCUACAUUCCACUGAGUCUCUUCGAAAGCCUCAAGGUAUGUGCCUCCCAGGACUAUGAGCUGGGAAGCAGGUUUUCCGUCCCAUUUGGUGGAUUCUUUAGCUGUGUGGUUGGGAACCCUCUGGUGGACCCCGCCAUAUCCAAAGAUUUAGGGGCCCCUUCUCUGAAAAAGUGUCCCGGGGGCUUCAGCCAACACCUAGCGCUCAUCAGCGACGGCUGCCAGGUGUCCUACUGUGUCAAGGCCGGCCUCUUCAUGGGAGGGGCUCUGCCCCCUGCCAGGCUCCCACCUUACACCCGGCCACCCCUCAUGAGUCAGGCCCCCACCAACACUGUCUUGGUGACGGACCCCGAGACCGCCAGCUCCUGGAUCAAAGACCCCCAGACGCACCAGUGGAAGCUGGGGGAGCCCCUGGAGCUGCGCAGGACCAUGACCGUGAUCCACGAGGAUGCCGGUGACCUGUCGGCCAAAGCGACAAUCGGGAUCACCAUGGGGGUUGCUGCCACCCUGGCAGUCGCCAUCCUGCUGCUGGUCAUCUACAGGACCCGCAAGCACAACAACAGGGGAUACCAGGCGAUCCAGGAUGAGAGGCAGAGUCUGGCAUCGGGUAUUCCGGACCAUGGAGACAAUGCUGACCAAAAGCAGGAGCUGUGUCCAGCCUGAAUCUCCCAGACUCUCGCGUCCAUCUCCCCGGAGUUUCUAGCAUGACCCUCACAUCUCUCUCCACUUCUGUCUUCCUAAGUAUUGAAAUGGCAAGAACCACAAAAAGCAGGUACAACUUAGUGACUUCUUUAGGUCUCUGGGACAGAAAAUUAAUAGAACAACCUGGGGUGGGGAUUUUAAGGAAAGCUCAUCCUCUGCACUAAAAUAUAAAGAAGAUGUUGUUUAUCUUGUGCCUCACUAGUGAUUUACUUCUAAGUGCACACAUGUGGAAAGAGAGGGGAGCAGGUUGGUGUUUGGACUGGGGGGGCAUGCAUUUACGCUGGGGCUGGUGGUGGUUUCUAAUGCAAGAGCUAGAAGAAUUUCUGCCUUUUAAAUGUUGCCCUUCCACUGUUUUGAUUUAAAAAAUUAUAUCUGGACUGCUUGCUCCUGGAGGUGAGCAGAGCCCCCAGCGGAGAAAGGAAGUUCUGUCGGCUACUCUUUUAUAGAUUUGAGGCUCCACGUUGAGCAGAGAUGGUGUCUAUCAAGUCCACAAUAUCCAACUUCCCCACGACCAAGACUUAUUUGGACCAGACACUCCUGAACUUCACACUAGUGUCUUUUAGGAGCUCAAGAGAAGGGGUGGUUUGGAAAUAGGAGUCAGUGAAGAAAGGGUGAAAACUAGAAAAUAUUCUGGUAAUCACGGGAUAUUAGAAUUCUUACCCACAGCCAGGUACAGUUGACCCUUGAUUAACUAGGAACUUAGGGGCACCACCUUCCCCCCACCCCAGUUGAAAAUCUGAGGAUGGCUUUUGAAUCCCCUCAAACUCAAGGACAGCCAUCCUUUGGUAUCCCCAGAGAUUGGUUUCAAGAUCCCCACCCCAAAAUCUAUGGGUGCUCAGGUGCCUCUUAGUGGGUCCUUUGUCCCCAGGGGUUCAACAACCAACUGCAGAACCUCAGGAUAGGAAAAAAAUCUGCUUGUAGAUAGACCUGUGCAGGUCAAACCCGUGUUGUUUAAGGAUCACCUGGACCUGGUUUCUUUCUGUUAGUUCAUCAUAAACAGGGCAAAGGCGCUGCAGACUUGGCCAGAUAAACAUUAUAAUUUCCUGGUGUAUGUCACCCCAAAACAACCCUUCCUCUUUGAUGAGUGGAACUUACCUUCCUGCCCCCCCCCCACCAAACACACACACACACACACACACACACACACACACACACACACACUCUUUUCUAGCAUUUUUCUAGGACUGGAAGGCAAGGGAAAAAGCAAGAAGUCAAAAUAAGCCCAUGCCUAAGUACUCCUUCCUCCCUGAAUCCAAAAGAGAGCAGAAAACAGCAAUUAGCUAUCCACCUUUAUUUUUUCCAGUAGAAAGGUGACUGACAUGAUCAAAUGCACAUUUUUAAAGGAAAUGAGAAAGUCAUCAACACCACUUGUGACACACCUAUUUCUCUUCCGAGUUGACUUCCCUGGGGCACCUGGUGGGGUCCAUGGUGGUCCCUUGACACUUGGGGGUUGACCCAAUUUGAUAUCAGGCUCAGUUAAUUGUUACUACUAGGAUGAAUCUGUUCAUGUUUCUCCUUGUUAUCUUUGAAAGGUAUCUAUUUCUUCACCAAAUCAAAUGUCUUUAGUGAUUUAUCUUCUCUAAAGGUUCAUGUUCACAAGCUUAGGCUUACAAUAUGUUUUUCUGAGAAUUCUGGGGCGUUCCAGUCUUUGGGAAGACGGAGACAGGGGAGUCACUCAUUCUGCCACUGAUACAGAGAAGUGAAUCACAGAAGUUGAGCCUGCUCCUUUGUCUGCCCUGAUUUCAACAACCACAUCACUUAAUCCUGCCUCUGAAGCAGUAAAAUGUUCUCCUUGGCCUCUGGUGUUUGGUGGGUGUGUUUCAGCCAUGCUAACCACUUUUCUGCAAAUACUGAUUUUCCCAUGAAUUUUUUUUGAAGAUUCCUCAGUCAGAGAGACAAAGAAAAAUUGAAGGUCCUCAGACUUUUAAUGUACUAACUACUCAUUGAUCUAAAAUGUUCUUAUGUUGCCUUAUAUUUCUACUAACACAAGUGCACAUACUUAAGCAUUAAAAUGUAUACUUAAGGAACAAUCUGUCCGACUGUUGAUCCGAAAAUCUGGAGUGUGGGAGUUUGUCUGCACCCUCCAUUCCCAAC
Messenger RNA from Talpa occidentalis (Iberian mole), 4344 nucleotides. RefSeq names its product macrophage expressed 1 (gene MPEG1). The record is from RefSeq and is a predicted model, not a curated record. The coding region runs from base 55 to 2211 and encodes 718 amino acids. Gene Ontology annotation, biological process: defense response to bacterium. The transcript has a single exon. Lineage: Eukaryota; Metazoa; Chordata; Mammalia; Eulipotyphla; Talpidae.